CCAACGGAACAUGGCCCCUCCAAACACCAAUGUGCAACCUAGAAAACGCGCUCGGAAGCGCAAAAGACGUGUUGCCUCGUCGUCAGAUCUCAAUUCAGAUUCCUCCCCGUCUUCAGGGCCUUCUUCCCCAGUCAUUACCCGCAAAGUACUUGUCAAGCCCAAAGCUCCUGAGUCUCUCCAAGAAAGCUCCGACUCGCAGGACUCGUCUUCAUCCUCGGAGUCUACAUUAAGUCGAGUAGCAUCGCCUGCUCCCAUCACAGGAGGCGACGAAGUAGCUGCGGUACCAGAGGCUCGCCAAAGAGAAUGUCCGUCGUCUCCCCCUCCUAUCGCGAACUCCCCGCCCGCCUUUCUCCCUCCCGAGGAUCCCUCACAUAGCGAGGCGGCGCUCCGAACUCGGUUCAAGAAGUUCUGGAUGGUUUCAGUUGCUGAUGCGUUUAAGAACGAUUUAGAAGAGAUCAGAAAGGAACCAUCUAUGACGAAGGCACGGCUUGCUGUCCUCAUCGACUCUCUUGCCUCCGGAGCGGAUAUUUUUACCUCUUCCCCGAGGUCUGCCAGCUCUCCAGAUGAUCAAGUUAACGAGAUGGAGGUGAUUCUAGGUAGCGAAUAAGUCGUUGUGUGGAGUCUCAUUGGUUUGUUCUAGUACUAAUCAUGUACAAAUCGGCAGUGCACACUGGUGCACUUCUCUUAUGUUAUCCGCGCAUGCGUACAGCGAG
Messenger RNA from Phanerochaete carnosa HHB-10118-sp, 713 nucleotides. RefSeq lists its product as uncharacterized. The record is from RefSeq and is a predicted model, not a curated record. Bases 11 to 607 code for a protein of 198 amino acids. Gene Ontology annotation, cellular component: preribosome, large subunit precursor. The transcript has 2 exons. Lineage: Eukaryota; Fungi; Basidiomycota; Agaricomycetes; Polyporales; Phanerochaetaceae. Gene Ontology annotation, biological process: ribosomal large subunit assembly.